AGUUUGGUUGGAGAGUAUGUUUGUUGUACAUGUAGUAUCAUGGCGACAAAUGAUGAUGAGCCGAUGCAUUUAUAUGAAGUAUUUCAAAAUUGCUUCAAUAAGAUAGCAAAUAAAUCACAAGAUAAGUCAAGAGAUAUGACUUAUCCAAUAACAUAUCCAAAUCCUGGUGGCGAUGGAAUAACACAGGAGUGUCUAAAUACAUAUCCUGGUGUUGAACUUCUUCCUACUGUUGGAGAUGCAUAUUUUCAGUAUUCAAAUACAGUUCAACAACGUCUCCUUCCUGCUGAUCCAGUAAGAGGUCCUCCCGCUAAACGGAAAAGAGAUGCUUCUGAUGGAAAAGAACUGGACGGGCAUUGGAUUCCUCCUUUUACUUCUGAUGGUUUUGAUCAAGAUUCCUCAAGGUUUAAUUCAUCGAAACCGGGCCCAUAUUCGGAUGCAUUUUUCAUUGAUGGUCCACAUGCAGCUCCAGAUCCUUGGUCAACUAGUUCGAGUCUACAAUCCUCUUCAUAUUCAUAUUCGAAUUCUGUGAUUGGUUUACCAGCUUCUCAUCCACCUCCUACAUCUUCUGCCUUCUCAACGAUGCAUCUUCCUCCAGAACCUAUGGGCUAUAACACAGUAUCAGCUAGCCAUGAUCCAUCUUUGAUGGCCAAUAGUCUUCCACCCAUGUCUAGUUUCAGGGACCCGUCCAGCCAUAGGACUCCUAUGGCACAUUCUUCUGCUUCCCCCCUUUAUGGUCAAGCUACAAGUCCUCCAAGUCCAUUGAGUUCCACCGAUCCUCUGAUAAACCGAGGAAGUCAGCCAACACAGACUGGAGAUACGUUAGGAAAGGCACUUGCUUCUAUAUACUCAGCUGAACCACCUGGAAAUAGCUUCACUUCUACCCCUGCGACCCCUGUUAGCUCUCCUUCUCCUCUGUCUGGUGUAACUCAUUGGUCCCGCAGUGGUGCCCACCCUGCCCCCACACAAAAUUCCGAUUAUACUGACCGAACGUUACUUCCAUUGCAAGGUCGUCUGGAAGACAGACUAGAUGAAGCCAUACAUAUCCUCAGAGACCAUGCUGAGCAGUCUCGAGGCGUGAUGGAAGAACGGUUAGAUGAUGCAAUAAAUAUAUUGAGGAAUCAUGCAGAAGGACCAGGGAUACAGCCAGUGCCUCCUACAACAACUUUAAAUGAUAUUUCCCCGGUUACUGCACAUUCCAAUGGACUUAUUCCUCCUCAGUCAUAUCCUGGUGUUGCAAUCAUAUCUUUAGAUCCUCAUGUGGCUGGUCCAAAUACUCUACCUGAUAAUGUAUUAAGAAGUCGAACAUCUCAACCAGGAUCAUCCGGACAAUUAUCUGCUUCUCAGCCUUUUGUUACAGGUUUACCCCCUGAUACUCUUCCAAGUUUAAAAGACAAAGUGAAAGACAUUGAUAAAGGUGAUUUAAGUAGAGGUAAAUCUGCUACACCUAAUGCAAAUUCAACACCAACUGUCAGUACACCUACAGGAAAUAGUGUGUCAGGGACGCCUCCUGUGUCAUCUCCAACUUCCACAUCAUCAAACACUGCUUCAAAUAUAGCUUCUAAAGGAACUAAGAGAUCUAGGACUAGGUUUAGUUCUGGGGAUGAAGACGAAGUUCCAGAAAUAAAAGCUGAGAAAGAUAAGGAAAGGAGGCAGGCCAACAAUGCUAGGGAACGAAUUCGUGUUAGGGAUAUAAAUGAAGCUUUCAAGGAAUUAGGCCGAAUGUGUAUGGUUCAUCUUAAAGCUGAUAAAGCACAAACAAAACUAAAUAUUUUGCAUCAAGCUGUUGAUGUAAUUACUAAUCUGGAGCAGCAAGUGAGAGAAAGAAAUUUAAAUCCCAAGGCAGCCUGUUUGAAAAGGAGAGAAGAAGAAAAAAAUGAAGAAGGUCCUAAAUUGGGAAUGCAUGCAAUUCCUCACCCACAAACACUAGAUUCCCUAACACAUCAGCGGUUGGCUACUUCAUUACCGGGAAUCCUAGCACCAAUGACAUUAUCAAGUCAGUGUACAACGACAUUUGCUGAUGGCCAUGAUAUUGACCAACCACUUCUGCCUUAAGACUAGGGUAAAUGGAGAAAGAAGAAAAAAGCCAAACUACAUGGGGAACAUACUCUUCUUCCUCCUGGUCAGCCACCUCUGUAUAAAGAACUCAAGUCCAGCCAUUUUUUUCCUUCAAAGGAGAUGCCAAUUAACUCUUCCAGCGGCAUGUUUGCUGACCCUUCAAUUGCUCUCUUCACAGCAUUUCUUGAGGAGGAUAUAAACAACCACAUAAUUUGACUCAGUAUGGCUACAUGAAAUGUUGCCCUUAGCUGAUGUAGAUGUCAUUUAUGUAUAUGAAAAAAAAAAACAUAAAUUUUUUAUCAUUAUCAUUAGUUGUAAAUGGUUGUUAGCAUUAUGUUAGUUGCCAUCUUGUGUAUUGUUUGUUAUUUUCAAUUUGUAUGAUUAUCUUAUCCAUGGUUCAUGUCUGAUUGUUUUUAAGAUCAGUUGCAUUUAUGUUUAUCAUUAUAUUUAUGUUUUUUUAAUGCUCGUCCACGUUAUGGAAGUCGUAUACAUGCACCAAGUUGCCAAAAUAUUUCUUUGUUUUAUUAUGUUUUGUCUGUAGGACAGCAAAGGUAGAGAUACUUUUUAUAUUUGUUUUUUUUUCUUUCGUGUUUUAAAUCAUUUGUUUUGUGGUAGCUAUUCAUUUACCCUUGUACAUUUACAAUUAUUAUUUAAAAUUAAUUCUUUUUUAUUUGAAUGAAACACGAUUGUAUACAAUUCUAAAAAUGCCAGUCAAUCUACUAUAUGGAAUGAGGCAGUUCUUCAUCUUUUAAUACGCUUAUAUAUAUAUAUAGUGCUUACCUUGCCAACAAUGGAGAAUAAAUAUUGCCUCUGUUAUAGAACUUAUUGCUUAUUUAUUGACUCAAAUUAAUUCUGAAGUUCGCCUCUGGAAAGCUCCUUAUACACUGUGUUAUAUCAUUCACUUGUAUAGGCAGCAUUAUUCCAUGUACAGAUGUUUUAUAGACAUAUAUACAUUUCUAUGUCAAAGCUUUCUAUAAGCAAUAUGUUUUCUAUUUCAAAUGUUUUAAUUUGAAAUUUACUUUAAAAUUUUAGAUAUAAUGUUCAAAAUGUUUUUACUAAGUUGUAAUAUAUGCUUUUUAUGACUUCUUUUAAUACGAUAAUGAUGACAUUUUUUAAUUACUUAAUCUUUAAUCUUAUACUCUUCUUAAAUUUACAGCGAAUCUAGUUUUCCAAAAUUGGCCUUAUUGUUUCUUUGUUUAAAGUAAACGAUCUGCAUUUAUUUCAUAUAAAUCAUAUGGUUUAAAAAUUUUCUUUGUGGGAAAAACUUGUUAUGUGUUAUAUAUUAUUGGCAUUAUUUUCUAGAGAUUAUGAUUUAGAUGAGUGUAAUAUAUUUUAACUUAAUUUAAUAUAACUUCGAUUGUUAUUGCAGAAAAGUAACAAAGGCAAAUGCAUUUAGCAAUGUAGCCAUAUUGCGUAUGCGAAUUGAGCAUUUUCUUAAUUUGAGAUUAUUUUCUCUUUAAACUCAUAAAAGAAUGUGAGAAUUCUAUGUAAAACUUGAGUAUGACUGUUUAUAUUUCCUCUUGAAAUGUCAUGUACAUAUAAUCUGUAUAGGAAUAGAAUCAAUAAAGUAUUUGUCAGUUGGAAGCUGAGAAAAUUUUAUAAUUUCAGGAAAAAGUAUUAGUCAUUCAUUUUUUUUUUAUUUCAGUUUAUUGAUGUGUUUUGGUGAAACGCUAUGUAUAAAAUUUGUAAUGUGUGAAACUUCCUUAUUUUUUUUUCUUUUUGUAGAAAAAUAUAUGUAAUUUUCGUUGUCAUUUAGUUCAAUACAUUUGAGUCAUCAUAUCUGAUUAUCUUUAUCUUUAACAGUCUAUUUAUUUAUAAGAUUUUUCUUUUUGUUAAUUACAUAUUUGAUCCAUUUGCAUCAGUGAAUGAAUGGUAUAGUUUUUAUAUCCAUUUAUUCGUUUUUCUUUGAGAGGUCAAGUUAUUAAAUAAGUUUAUAUUCUUAAAUGAUGUUCUUUCAAAAUAAAAAUGAUGCAAAUGGGUUGAAGCAAAUGAUUUACUUUGUACUGCUAAGCAGAUGACUUGAUUUUUUUUAUAAAAACAUUGCAGUUGCUACAGUAUUUUAAUUAGGUCUUUAUAAAAAGAGAAUUUGAAAAGUUCCUUUCAGUACAAAAGCCAUAUGAAUAACAGUUAUGUAUGAUCAAUCCCAUGCUUCCCUUGUUAAAAUUAUAUUUUGUUGUAAACAGUAUUCUUUAAAAUACACUAAGCAAAGCAGAUUGUGUAUUGCAGUUUUGAAAGUUGUAUGUAACAGAGUCAGAUCUGAUGUACAAAUAGAUUGAAGUCAUGGAAGAGAAAAUUCUUGCACUUUAUACAUACUUUCUGCAAUGAUCAUCAUAUUUUUAUACUGUUCAUCAUCAUCAUUAGAAGCUAUGUUGUCUCUGCUGGGAUUCUAUCUGGACAAUUGUACAGACUGUUUUUGUUGUAGUGUUACUAACUACUAUUGGAAACAGUGCAAGGUGGUGGAUUUUCUGCUGGCGUAUUAUCGCACACCAUCAUGACAACAAUGCAGGUGGUGUGUACUGUUGACUAUUCACACCUGUUACACACUUCCUCUCCUGGCAGAGGAGGGGUUUGAAUAUAAAUGGUGCCAUCUUUCUUAAUAUUGUUUUUCAAUUCAUUUUAGUGUGUGUAUGAUAAAAUAAAAUUAGUUUUUUAUUCUC
Argiope bruennichi is the source of this 4712-nucleotide messenger RNA. RefSeq names its product transcription factor 12-like. The transcript has 19 exons. Gene Ontology annotation, biological process: regulation of transcription by RNA polymerase II. Bases 40 to 2052 code for a protein of 670 amino acids. Lineage: Eukaryota; Metazoa; Arthropoda; Arachnida; Araneae; Araneidae. Gene Ontology annotation, cellular component: transcription regulator complex. Gene Ontology annotation, molecular function: protein dimerization activity; RNA polymerase II cis-regulatory region sequence-specific DNA binding; DNA-binding transcription factor activity, RNA polymerase II-specific. The record is from RefSeq and is a predicted model, not a curated record.